AGUCCUUAAAUGGUCAGUGACGUAGUGACACAUUGAUAGGCUCACCAUAAAUACAUACUACCACUAGAAGCUCCGCAAGGAUCUGUCAUUCAACAACACAGAGCCGUCAGAUGGCAUCACAGUGAACGCUAAACAACCCGUUUACUGACAGCUUUCCACAUGUAACGUUUUGAGCGAGCGUUCGCACAGGCACAAAACACUUUGUGAACAUCAGAACGAGUGCUUCUUAGGACUUCAUGAUGACAGCUAAAACUUUGGAGAAAGCCCCCGUAACUCUGGGUGGCUUUGUGCACCCGCUUGCCGAAAGCAUCUACUCAGUGGACGAGCUUGCCACAUCACUGCCAGCAUCUGUGACUAUAUUUCCAAACGGUGAUUUAGGAGGACAUUACGAGCAGAUGCACUCUGGAGAUGGCUUGCUUAGCGGGGAUAUGAGCACGGAUAAGCGCUCCCUCGACUUAUCCUAUUCCAGCAGCUUCGCGCAACCAACUGGCCCUCGCAACCAAACUUUCACCUACAUGGGAAAGUUUUCCAUAGACUCCCAGUACCCAGGAAACUGGAACCCAGAGGGCGUGAUAAACAUCGUGAGCGCGGGGAUCCUGGGCAUGACCCAGCCAUCCUCAGCAUCCUCGUCACCAGCCUCCUCAGUGUCCCCCGGCCACUUCUCCAGCACUCUCAGCUGCACCAUGGCGCAGAACCAGGCAGACAUGGAGCACAUAUACUCUCCCCCGCCACCCUACUCUGGAUGCGGAGAGAUGUAUCAAGACCCAUCCGCAUUCCUCUCCACCUCCACCUGUCCGAUCUCCUAUCCUCCGCCAUCCUACUCAUCCCCAAAGCCAAACACAGACUCCGGGCUGUUCCCCAUCAUCCCGGACUACGCCGGCUUUUUCCAACCCCCGUGCCAGAGGGACAUGCAGUCGAUGCCCGACCGCAAACCGUUCUCAUGCCCGCUGGACUCUUUCAGAGUCCCGCCCCCUUUAACCCCCCUGAACACUAUCAGGAACUUCACACUGGCGGGCCCGGUAUCUGAUGGACCCCGGCUACCCACAGCCUACAGCCCGCAGAAUUUGCCCCUCAGGCCCAUCCUGCGCCCGAGGAAGUACCCCAACAGACCCAGCAAGACGCCCGUGCACGAGCGUCCCUACCCCUGCCCGGCGGAGGGCUGCGACAGGCGCUUCUCCCGGUCCGACGAGCUCACUAGACACAUCCGCAUCCACACCGGCCACAAACCAUUCCAGUGUCGGAUAUGCAUGAGGAACUUUAGUCGCAGCGACCACCUGACGACCCACAUCCGCACGCACACCGGAGAGAAACCGUUCGCAUGCGACUUUUGCGGGAGAAAGUUCGCGCGGAGCGACGAGAGAAAGAGACACACCAAAAUCCACCUGCGACAGAAGGAGAGAAAAUCCUCCUCUUCGUCCUCUGGUGUGUCCAGCUCAGAGCGCGGCGUCGCCACGGGCAUCUGCUCGUCCGCUUCAAGCCAGUAAACUUUCAACUGGACUGUGCAAUAUCCAACACUAUGUAGGCAAUAUAAUAAUAA
Molecule: messenger RNA, 1537 nt
Organism: Rhinichthys klamathensis goyatoka
Lineage: Eukaryota; Metazoa; Chordata; Actinopteri; Cypriniformes; Leuciscidae
Gene: egr2b
Product: early growth response 2b
Exons: 2
Coding region: 237-1484 (415 amino acids)
Biological process (GO): regulation of transcription by RNA polymerase II
Molecular function (GO): DNA-binding transcription factor activity, RNA polymerase II-specific; RNA polymerase II cis-regulatory region sequence-specific DNA binding
Source: RefSeq, a predicted model, not a curated record